GGGAACGACGGCGGCGGCGGCCCUCAGAGGGGGAAAAAGCCCCGCUCCGUUCGGCGCGCGCGCUCAAGAUGGCGGCUGAAGGACCCGAGGCGCCGGCCAGCCCCGGCCGCGGCGGGGCAGAAGGAGGCGAGGGGCUCCCGGGGGCCGAGGCGGCCGGCCCUGACCAAGAGGUGCUCCCUAAGCAAGCCAGCAAUGGCGCUCCAAAGCCAGAGGAAGCAGCACCAGCCCAAGGGUGCAACGGAGUCAACGUAGAAGCCAAUACGCCGGCCUUGCGGCCCGAGCCUGCCAAGGAGGAGGUCCUGCAGCCCCCCGCUCCCGACGUGGUGACUCACGUGGCGCUCAGUCUGCCCGCAGAGGACCUCUCCAUCAUGUACCCGCUGGAGUUUGAGCGGUACUGGAGGGCGGCUCAGGAGAACCCCCUCGACUUCACGGCGUGGACCGACCUGCUGCAGUACGUGGAACAAGAGAAUCACAUCUAUGCAGCCCGCAAAGCCUUUGACAGCUUCUUCAUGCGGUACCCUUACUGCUACGGCUACUGGAAGAAGUACGCGGACAUGGAGCGUCGCUUCGACUUCAUCAAGGAGACGGAGGAUGUUUUCCAGCGAGGCCUGCAGUCUAUCCCGCUGAGCAUGGACCUUUGGAUCCACUACAUCUCCUUCCUGCAGAACACUUUGGAUAUGAACCUUCCAGACUCCGCUCAGAAGAUCUGCGGCACCUUUGAGUCGGCUGUGGCUGCGGCAGGAGUGGAUUUCCGUUCGGACAAACUCUGGGAGAUGUACGUGGAGUGGCAGAGGGAGCAGGGCGACCUGAAAGCCAUCACCGCCAUUUACGACAGAGUGCUCAGCACACCGACCCAGCUGUACAGCCACCACUGGGAGAAGUUCAAGGAGCACAUGGCCAGCCACCACCCCAGAGAUACUCUCUCCACGGAGGAGCUGGUGUGGCUGCAGUCGAAGAUGGUCUCUGAGACAGUGGCCAAGACCACUGAAAUGGAGGCAGAGGAGGCUCCGCCUGGGGAGGAUGUGCCACUGAAGAUGGAGGCCCAGCAGGAAGCUGGAGACGGGAGCCACGUGUUGCUCACCGCUCUCGGUUUUCAGGGACCCUUGGACCAGGACAAGAUCCGGGAGCUGGCACUUUCGAUCCGCCAACAGAUGUUCGCCCAGAACGAGGCAGAAGUCAGCAAGCGCUGGAAUUUCGAGGAAGGGAUCAAGCGGCCCUACUUCCACGUGAAACCGCUGGAGCGGGCCCAGCUGCGCAACUGGAGGGACUACCUGGACUUCGAGAUGGCCAACUCCCCGCACGAGCGCGCCAUCGUGCUCUUUGAGCGCUGCGUCAUCGCCUGCGCCCUCUACGAGGAGUUCUGGAUCAAGUACACAAGAUACCUGGAGAACCACAGCAUAGCAGGGGCCAGGAGUGUCUUCCAGCGAGCAUGCUGCUACCACCUCCCUCGCAAGCCCAACAUCCACCUCCUCUGGGCAGCAUUUGAGGAGAAACAAGGAGAGGUGGAGGAAGCCCGGCGCAUCUUGAAAACGUUUGAGGACUGUGUGCCCGGCCUGGCCAUGGUGCGUUUGCGGCGGGUGAGCCUGGAGCGCCGGCUGGGAAACAUGGAGUUGGCCGAGACGCUCCUGAUGGAAGCCAUCCGGGACAACGAGGGCAUGCCCGUCUCUUCGUUCUAUUCCGUCAAGCUGGCCCGGCAGGUUUUGAAAGUGCAGAAGAACUUGAUCAAAGCCCGGAAAAUCCUCUUGGAGGCGUUGGAGAAGGAUCCGGACAACGCUAAGCUCUACGCCAACCUCUUGGAGAUGGAGUUCAGUGCUGAUGUCCGGCAAAACGAGGGCAACACCAUGAGUAGCUUUGACCGAGCCCUGACCAGCGGCCUCCCCCUGGAGACCAAGAUUAUCUUCUCCCAGCGCAGAGUAGAGUUCCUUGAGGACUUUGGGUCGAGCAUAAACAGCUUACUGACAUCGUACGACGAGCACCAGAAACUCCUGAACCAGCAAGUGAUGAGGAAGAGGCUCCUGGAAAACGGCAGUGCCGAUGAAGCGGAUGAAAAGAGAAUGCGCCUGGAGGACGCCGCUGCUGGAGGCGGCAACCUUGCGGUGGCAACAACAGGCAUCACGCCCUUGAUGGCGGCAGAUGUGACCAACAGCGCGAGCGGAACUUAUAACUACAACACUUGGUACCAGAACUAUAGCAACUAUGGGUACCAGAAUGCCUGGAACUACAAUCAAUAUUACCAACAGACCUGAAAGGGACUGAAGUGAGGCACCUGCAAUAUCUGUGGGACAUAGCAGAAGCUGCAGCUACUUUCGCUUGAGCCCAAAUGAACGCAGAAUGAAGUCUGGUUGUGACCUUCUCUGUGGCAAGCCGUGGAGAAAAUGAACUGUGCCCGUCUUUAAAACAAACUGGUUUUUCUCCUUUUAUGAUGUGUGGAGCUGCCUCACCACGUUAUUACCAUCCAUGAUUUUUGUAAGUUUCUAAGGGAACAUGUUGCCAUUAACGGAUCAGGUGUGGAAGACCUGAAAUCACUCAUCCCAUGCAGAGCAGAGGCUGCUCACGACGCAAGAGAGGCUACUCCAGAGAUCCUUUUGAGGACUGAGCGAUCAUGGACUGUGUCUGCCAUUAACACCUCCUUUUUUUUGUAAACUUUUCCCCACUGUACAUUUCAUGCGUUGCAACUGUAAAUAAACAGGAAUUAAUUACGA
Elgaria multicarinata webbii is the source of this 2702-nucleotide messenger RNA. Its product is annotated as pre-mRNA-processing factor 39-like. Gene Ontology annotation, cellular component: U2-type prespliceosome; commitment complex; U1 snRNP. The transcript is spliced from 14 exons. Gene Ontology annotation, molecular function: protein binding; pre-mRNA 5'-splice site binding. NCBI's taxonomy places the organism in Eukaryota, Metazoa, Chordata, Lepidosauria, Squamata, Anguidae. Gene Ontology annotation, biological process: mRNA 5'-splice site recognition; RNA processing. The coding region runs from base 69 to 2246 and encodes 725 amino acids. The record is from RefSeq and is a predicted model, not a curated record.